UCCUCUUUGCUAGCCUCACACUGGUCCCUUCUCCCGUCGUGUCAGCCAGGCUCGUCCAGCAUCACCGCCUUCUCCUUUAUUCUCCUGUAUUUUACACAGUUUUUGUUAUUGUUUUCCUGCACAUCUCGACCCGGACGUUAAACCAACGCAGUAUCCUUUUUCCCCCGGUUUUCUCUCCUACAGCAGAUGGGCUGCCGGUUUCCGUUCGAGCCGUAGUGUCGCAUCAGGCGCGCGCCAGAAGAAAAAAACAUCCAUCCACCAGCAGCAGGAGGAGGAGGCAGGGGCCAAAUCAGAGUCAGCACACCGAGACGACCUUGUUUCUCAUGUGUUUGCUGGUGAAAGGGCUUUUGUGUGUUGUAGCCGGCAGCCCACCCGCCCUGCUCAGCCUCAGCUGCUGCUGCGUCUCCGGGUAGAGACAAACAAGCAGAGGCUGGGCUGCUCCGGAGCUCCAUGCCCCCUCCAAGGCAGCGCCUGGAGCCUCUAAUCUUGCAGACUGCGUCCGUGGCCUUAACCAUCCUCACCUCCUUGUGCCCCCCGCUGGCGUCGGCCUCCACCUCCUUUGAUAGCUGAGCGGCCCCCCUUAUUCUCCUCGCCAGUCCCCCGUCAUCGUGUCCAGCUGUGGCCCUCGCAGGGCACACUCGCUGGCUCUCACCUGACAGGUCCCUGGCCUCAGGACGACAGCCAGCAACAGCACGUUUCCUACAUGAGGGACAAAGCCACGCAGACCCCCAGGGCCUGGGCAGAUGAGAGGAGGAGGGGCUCUCACAAACGCUCGGCCUCCUGCGGGAGCACAGACCAGCUCAAGGAGAUUGCCAAGUUGCGUCAGCAGCUCCAGCGCAGCAAACGCAGUAGCCGCCAUCGGAGGGACAAAGACCGCAAGUCCCCGUUCAAUGGCAGCCACACCAUCAUUCAGUCACAGGCAUCAAUACCCAAAACCAUUCUCAUUCCCAUCCCCAUAUCCAAGUCCUCGGCUCCUCGUUUCCGGAACAGCGUGGAGGGUCUGAACCAGGAGAUUGAACGCAUCAUCAUCAGAGACACCCCUGAGAAGGAGGAAACCAUAGUUCCACAGGAUGUCCCUGAUGGGCACCGUGCACCCCCACCCGUCCCCCCUCAGCGCAGCAGCAGUACCCGCAGCAUCGACACACAAACCCCAUCGGGAGGUGGGCUGAGCAGUAACCACAGCAACUGCAGCAGCCGUCCCGACUCCAUCUCGCCUUCCUACCUCACCGUUCUAAAUGACACAACUGGAGGCAGCCCCUACGAGGACAAAGAGCUCAGCCCCUGCUCCCCACUGCCUAAGUACGCCGCUUCUCCCAGACCCAACAACAGCUACAUGUUCAAGAGGGAACCCCCAGAAGGCUGCGAGAAGGUCAAAGUGUCUGAGGAGACCAUGCCCAAAGCUCUGCAGGAGAUCCCACCCUUCUUGUGUCCCGAUCGCAACAAGGUCAACUUCAUCCCCAACAGUGGCUCUGCCUUCUGCCUCGUCAGCAUCCUCAAACCCUUGCUCCCCGCCCCGGACCUCAACUUUCGCCCGGGGGUGGGCCUCCGAAGCCUGUCCCCGUCCCUCGUGCCUCUGUCCACCCAGCCCUGCCUCCUGGAGGAGCCUGAGAGCUUCUGACUGCCCCGUUGGCCUUAAAGUCAACGCCCCCCCUCCCCAAAAAACAGUGUUACCCCAUUGGUGAAAUUGGGAAAAGAAAAAAAAAUUAAGGAACCGAACCUUCUGCUCUGAAAAUAAACACAAAAAAAUGCCUUCAGCAUGCCAGCUAAGUUCUCUCUGAUGUCCUAUCUCGUUGACAAAGCGCUUCCCACUGCCUCCUCCUCAAACGUGAGACUCCUGCAGGUGUCACAGUUCAUCGCUUUCUUCUACUGUUAGCGCUGGUUAUGUUCCUGUUCUACUGGGAGGAAAAGGGUGAAAGGACAGACUGUUUGAUUUCAUUGUAUUUAAACCAUGGCGCCUUUCCACGGACAUAUCUCUUUUUUCUAUUUCUUGAAAUGAAUUAUGCCUUCCAUCAUGGGGAAAUAAAGGCCGCUGCUUUCCUUGGCGACCGACGGGUCGACCACGGAGGCUAACCUUUGGUGCUGCCAGAUGUAUCGUAGCAUAAAGCUGAAGGGUUGUGAAAAGUAAAAAAUGUGCCUGAUGUUUUAGACCGCUCAGUUUCCCUGAACCACCUUGAGGCCGUGAUCACGUCUAGUGUGUGAUCGUUGCACCUCGGUGGCCGUAGAUACGCGCAAGACCAAGCAGGAAAAAUACAAACAGUAUAUAUAUCUUAAAAACAAACCCGUAGACCAAAUCUUUAUCUGUCUUGUAUUUUCAUGAGCCGACUCCAUCUUUCGGCUGGUUAGCGUGUAUCUAUGGGAAACUCAGGCCAGGGCUAUGAUGUUUGCAGUGUGUUCAACCUGUGUCUGCUUGCCCCACCCCCUCCAUCCUUCCUGAGGACCAGCCUUUGCUCACAUCUUUUUCACUCCAUCGCCACCUACAGCCCUACCUUCUCCUUUCCCCAGCUCCUUCUCUUUGUGGAUUUCUUCUCGUCUCGUUCAGUUUUGUAUUGCUUUUUAAAGCGUCUGGUCGUGGGGUUCUGAUAACGGAGAGGUCCACCAACCCACGGUUCUACACCAUACAGACUGUCAGGCUUUAGAAAGCAAAGGAAUUUCUUUAAUUCUUAGUUUUUAAUAAAUUUUUGUUACUUCUUUAUGAUGUAAAAGUUAACCACAUCACACCAAAUCCAUCACAUCUAAUAUGCUUAUACUAGAAACUCUACCUCUAUAACAGAAUUAGUGCUUUCCUCAUAAACUUGCUUUAUAGCAUCUUAUUUGCCUUGUGCCGUCUCGUAAAUGAGCUAAACACUACUACUACUUUUAUUGUGCUAUUAGAACUGCUGCAGAAAGAUAUCACUCCAAAGUGUGUGUGACUUUUCUAAGAGUUAAACGUUUAUCAGAAAAAAAUAUUCCCAAUAAAAUAAAUGAAGGGAAUAUUUAGUUAUAAAAGUUUAAAGGUCUGGUAACACUUUACAAUAAGGGUCACUUUAUUCAUGUUACUUGGUGCAUUAUUAAGCAUUCCUAAACUAUUGAAUAAAGUAUUAACUGCUAUACACUAAUGUUAAUACUAUGUAAUGCAUUACUAAGCAGACACACACACCCCGGCUUGUGUCCUAACCUUAAGGACACUUAAUUGUUAAUAUCUGGAACGUUAAUAAAGGGAUCUUUUCUUACUGCUUAAUAAUGCACUAAGUAACGUUAAUAAAGGAACCCUUUUUUAAGGCGUUACCAAAGGUUUUAUUCACUGAGAAACGGGUGAUACUUUAAACAAAAUACAUUUUCUUCGAUCUCCACUGCCUGUCUUCAAUACCGGGUACCACAGAAAGAAAACGGACAGGAUAACGCUCAGACCAGACAAAAACAGCCUGGCCUCACCCACCUCGGCUCUUGACUGCAGUAGGUUGUAUUGAUUUUGCAGCCAGGAGAGAGCAGAGCCUAUUUAAGCUAGCAGAAGCUAACUAUUAGCAUUAGCACAUUCAGGCUAAAGUUAUUUGUGGAGAGAAAUCAACGCUGCCUUUUUUACUCAAAAAUCAAAAGUAAAGGAAGGCAGUAGCUGCUAGCCAAACAGAGGCAAGAAGUUUUUAUAGCAUGAUAAUUUAUGAGCAAGACUCUAAAUCCUGUUUUCAGUUCAGCUUUAGAGAAAUGCACUAAUCCUGUUAAAGAGGCAGACUUGUUCUUAAAGCACUGAGUUUUGGUGUUGUGUAGGGUUUCUAGCAGCGAGUUUGUGGACCCCUCCAUGACUGAACCCAUCCUCCUGUAUUCUUGUAGGUGUCAUUACUUAAUUGUGCCUGCUACAGUGGGAUAGGAAUGUACUGGACUUGUAAAUACAGAGGCACUGUGUUCGUAUCGUCAGCUGACGGAGAUAUGUACUCGAACGCAUCAACAAGUGUAACAUAAUUAUUACCACUCCUCCUCUGCCGAGUACUGUGAACUACAACUCGUCUCAUUAUUGUGAAUAAUAACGUAUUUAUUAACCCGACGGGAGCGUUAUUAGGUCUUCAGAGUUCUAAACCAGAACGAGUAACAUGGUCCAUCUCAGGUUGUAGAGAUUAAGGAAACAAAGAGAUUUACUAACUUCUCUGAGCAAACCAACAGCUGCCAUUAAUGUAGCCUCACACGGUGGAUUUUCUGAAUGACUUUGAAGUGUAGCAGAGUAGAUGUAGAGAAGUGUGGAUGUCUUUUGUUUAGCUAACUAAAACCGUUACAUAAAAAAAAUGUUAUUUAAAAAAAAGUGAGUUCUGUUCCAAAAUCCAGUUUCCACUUGCUGAAAAACAAUCACAACCAGAGCAAAGUUUACAUAAAACAAUAAAGUUACCGAUUUAUUCUCACCGUUAUUUUUGUUUCCGGGUGGAUUAACGGCAUUUUGGAACGAGGCUCGAGGAAAGGUUUCUUUUUGUUUGCGUGUCCAGUUUAGUGGAAAAUGAACUGCCAACUUUUCAUCUUUUAAACCUCUUUGAAUGAAAUUAAAGGCAUAGUUGGAUUAAAUAAAGCAUCUUUGACUUGAGAAA
This is a messenger RNA of Nothobranchius furzeri (turquoise killifish), 4544 nucleotides long. RefSeq names its product family with sequence similarity 117 member Ba (gene fam117ba). The record is from RefSeq and is a predicted model, not a curated record. Lineage: Eukaryota; Metazoa; Chordata; Actinopteri; Cyprinodontiformes; Nothobranchiidae.